Belonocnema kinseyi is the source of this 7118-nucleotide messenger RNA. RefSeq lists its product as uncharacterized. The record is from RefSeq and is a predicted model, not a curated record. Lineage: Eukaryota; Metazoa; Arthropoda; Insecta; Hymenoptera; Cynipidae. The coding region runs from base 72 to 5432 and encodes 1786 amino acids. The transcript has 28 exons.
ACUAAGACGGUGUCCGAAAAGCUAUCGAAAAUAGCUCAGCGGCUGUUGCCGCGGUAGUAGUCAGUGCGGCGAUGUCGACGACGAACGACGGUUCGACGGCACAGUGCGGGUGCCGGUGCGGAUGCGGUGGCAGGAGAUUUCCGCUUCCAAAGAUAUCGACGGUUCUUUUUAUUGCGUUUUUGGUGUUAACUCCCGCCAGUUGGCUCGGAGCCGCUGGAAGUUUCGGCGAUGCCGCCGCAUCGGCCACGAGGGGGGUGAAGCAGAAUCAGCAAGAUUCUUCAAAUUUGGGUCGUGGAAGCCAUACACAUGGGGGUGAUCAUUCCCGAGCAUCAAGUCAGAGGGAAGCUGAUCCUGUAAUUGAGGAAGUUACUGCGAAGCAACUCGAACGACUGCUAAAUGAGAAGGACUUUGUCGCCGUUUAUUGGUAUGCGCGGAGUUGUACAACAUGUGAUAAAGUUCUAGGGGAAUUAGAGAAAAUUGACGAUGACACAGAUACCUUCGGGGUUGAUUUUGUUAAGAUCAACGACAAACGAUUGGCGAAACAGUAUGGCAUUAAGACAUUUCCCGCACUCACGUAUUUUAGAGAAAAGGAACCAAUUAUUUACGAAGGGGAUCUCAUGGACGAAGAGAAUGUUCUGGAGUUCUUGACGAGUUUGGAAGCAAUGGAUUUACCUGACCGCAUCGAAGAAGUUAAUGCGAAGAUCCUUGAAAAGAUUGUCGAGGACACCGAUUUCGUAGCAGUUCUCUUCUGUCCUGAUACGGAGCGAUGCACAGGAGCUGGUUCCAACAAACCGGAUUGCAAGAAAUGUGCAAAGGCCCUUCAGGAACUGGAAAACAUCGAUGACGAGGCCGAUCAGCUGGGUAUCGGAUUCGUCAAGAUCGCUGACGAACGACUCGCCGAGGAGUAUAAUCUCGGACCGCUACCUGUUUUGGUCUACUACAGACAUCAGAUACCCAUCGUAUAUGAACACGAGUUGAGUCGAGAAGAAGACGUUCUCGAGUGGCUGGUGGCAAAUAAAAGCACGGGAGACGAGGAAGAUGUUAUUGAAGAUGUGACUGCCAAAACGCUUAAUACACUCAUUGGCAACAUCGACAAUCUAGUUGUACUCUUCUAUGACCAUGGAGAUGAGGAUUCUAUGCAAGUACUGCACGAACUCGAGAAAAUCGAUGAUGAUUGCGAUAAGCACGGAAUUCAAUUUGUUAAAAUUGAUGAUGACAGGGCCGCUAAGGAAUUUGGAAUUGACUCCGUUCCUGCUAUUGUUUACUUUGAGAAACAAAUUCCCAAUGUUUAUGAUGGCGAUAUUGAGAACGAAGACGAGAUUCUUGAGUGGCUGUUAUCGCAAUUGGAAAAGGACGAAAUUGAAGAUGUCACUGACGAGAUGUUGGACCGUUUGGUCAAAGAAGGAAAAACUUUAGCAGUUCUGUUUUACGACAACAAUGAUCGAAAGUCUCAAAGAGUAUUGAGCGAGUUGGAGAACAUUGAUGAUGAGUGUGAUCAACUUGGUGUAAUUUUCGUAAAAAUUGAUAACCCCGAAGAAGCGAAGGAAUAUGGAAUAGAAAAGGUUCCUAGUUUACUGUAUUUUGAAAAAGGAAUUCCAACAUUGUACGAAGGAAAUUUGGAGGAAGAAGAAAAAGUAUUGAAAUGGCUUGAACAUCAGCAAAAGAGCGACCAAAUUGAGGACCUUACUGACGAAAUGCUCGAUAUGGUAAUCGAAAAAAUGCCGCAUGUUGCUGUACUGUUUUACGAUAAAGAUCAGAAGAAGAGUCAAAAGGUUCUAGCUGAACUUGAAAAUAUAGACGAUGAUUGCGACCAACAUAAUAUAGCAUUUGUCAAAAUAGACGAUGAUGAAGAGGCAAAAGAAUACGGAAUUGACGAAUUACCUACCCUAGUAUUUUUCGAGAAAAGGAUACCUCACGUUUAUGAAGGUGACCUAAUGAAUGAAGAUCAGCUCCUCGGUUGGCUUCUUCAUCAAAAGAAACACAGCGAGAUCCCCGAAGUGACUGACGAAAUGAUGGAGAAACUUAUCGAAACUACUCCCUAUCUGGCUGUACUUUUCUAUGACAAAGAUGACAAACAAGAUAUGAGGAUAUUGAACGAAUUGGAAAAUAUAGACGAUGAACUCGAAAAAGCUGGCAUAGUCAUCAUCCGAUUAGACAACGAUGCAGAAGCCAAGGAAUAUGGUAUUGAUCACUUACCAACACUGGUUUAUUUCGAGGAUAAAAUUCCGGCUAUCUACGAAGGUGACCUUCUAAAUGAAGAUGAGGUCCUCAAAUGGCUGAUCGAGCAAAAGGAAACAGCGACAAUUGAAGAAGUCACUGACGAAAUUUUAACUGACCUCAUUGACGAGCAUGAAUACGUCGUUGUUUUCUUCAGUGGUGAUUGCGACGAUGGAGAUGAGUGUGACAAAGUACUGAAGGAAUUGGAAAAUAUUGAUGAUGAACUGGACGAAACUGGUAUUGUGUUUGUGACAACAGAAGAUACGGGAUUGGCCAAGAAACAUGGUAUUAGGUCCUUCCCAACACUGGCUUUCUUUAGAAAUAAGGAGCCUCUGAUAUACAAGGGAGACAUUGAAGAUGAGGAUGAAGUUCUUUCUUGGCUCACUGACGAAAAUACCCUUGAGAUUCCGGGAAAGAUUGAAGAAGUGAAUAGCCGAAUGUUGGAGAACAUCCUUGAUGAAAAUGAUUAUGUCGUCGUAUUCUUCUAUAAGGAAGGUGAUAAAAAAAGUCAGAAGAUCCUGCAAGAACUGGAAAACAUUGAUGACGAAUGUGAGGAAAAAGACAUCGACUUUGUGAAGAUAUCUGAUGAAGGCAUAGAAAAGGAAUAUGAUCUACCGAGCCUUCCAGCUUUGGCAUUCUACAGACACAAGUUCCGGCAAAUUUACACUGGAGAUAUGAUGCACGAGGAGGCAAUUUUAGAUUGGGUACUGGAUCUGCGCACCUCCACCCCUGACGUCAUCGAGAACGUGGACAGGAAGACAUUGCAAGUCCUUAUCAACGAUGUCGAGCACCUUGCUGUGUUUUUCUACGAUGACAAGUGCGAGUCUUGCCCCGAGAUCCUGGAGGAGCUCGAGACCAUAGACGACGACACGGAUAAACAUGGGAUUCAGUUCGUCAAGUCGAAAGAUGCUAAGCUGGCUGCCGAGAUCGGUAUCUUCUCGUUCCCGGCUCUAGUGUACUAUGAGACGGGUGUUCCAAUCAUGUACGACGGAAAUCUACUUGACGAGGCAGAGGUUUUGGAUUGGAUGGUGAAGCAGAAAAAUGAUGCGAGUAUAGAGGAAAUUGAUCGGGAGACUCUCACGAAGUACAUUGAAACAAAGGAAUUUCUAGCCGUUGUUUUCUAUAAGGAGGAGGAUCCGGAAACUCCGAGAGUUUUAAGGCACAUCGAAUUAAUUGAUGAUGAAGCUGCGGAGUAUGGCAUUAAAAUUGUACAGAUGAAAGAUCGACUAAUGGCGAAAAAAUAUGGAUAUAGAAAUCCACCAGGUAUUACAUACUUCCGGAAGGGAAAGUAUAUCAAUUACGAUGGUGACAUUGACGAUGAAGAAGAAAUUUUGGAUUGGCUAACCAAUCCUGAAAAUAUGGAACUUACUGAUCAUAUUGAAAAGAUCAACCGGAAGAUGUUCCUUAAAGUUAGACAGACGACUGAUUAUCUUGCUGUCUUUCUCUAUAGCAACGAAUGCAAACAAUGUAGUCGAGUUCUUUCUGAAAUUGAACAUAUUGAUGACGAUGCUGAUGGCGCCGGAAUAAAAUUUGUCAAACUUGACGAUAAGCAGUUGGCGAAAGAGUUUGGAGUGUUUGCGUUACCAGCCAUUCUUUUCUUCAAAAUGGGAUCAAAAGAACCUGUCAUCUAUGCAGGAGAUUUGUAUGAUGAGGAGCAGAUUCUGCAGUGGCUUAUGACGCAAAAAGAUCCAUCGGGAGAAGUGAUCGAGGCUCUUGAGGGCGAAGAUUUACUUCAUCUUAUCCGGGAGUCAGAUUCAUUAGCGGUCUACUUCUGGAACAGAACACUUUGCGACAUGUGCCAAUCAAAAGUAUACCGCAAGCAGAGGCGCCACAAGCAGGAGCAGAAGUCUACUGAAGCUGAAGCAAGCGAGGAUGUCGAUGAUAGUGACGAGUGUGAGCAGUGUGCGGAAAUACUCGAGGAAUUGGAGAACAUCGAUGAUGAUUGUGAUCGACAUGGAAUUACAUUUGUGAAAACACAAGAUUUUAAAAUAGCAGAGGACUAUGGAGUCACCGAGUUUCCAGUUUUGGUUUACUUUAAAAACCAAAUACCAAAUGUUUUUGAAGGUAGCUUAGAAGAGGAAGAAGAAGUACUUCAGUGGCUGAUCACUCAGAAAACAGAAGAUAGAAUAGAACUGAUAACUCGAGUGAUGCUUGAAACAUCCGUAGAAGACACCCAAUACUUGGCAGUCUAUUUCUAUAAACAGAAUUGUCACAUAUGUGAGGAUAUUUUGGAAGGACUAGAAACGAUAGACGACGAGUGUGACUUAUUCGGAAUUCAUGUUGUUAAGAUUCAAGAUCCUCAACUUGCUAAGAGAUAUUCUAUCAAAACAUUCCCUGCCCUUGUUUACUUCCGAAAUGGAAAUCCUCUUUUAUUUGAAGGAGAUCUUCAGAAUGAAGUUUCAGUACUUGAGUGGCUUUGUGAUGAUGAUGUUCGAGAAUUGAAAGACGAAAUAGAAGCUGUAAAUACGAGGAUGCUGGAACGCCUGCUUGACGAGUCACCUUUCCUAGCUGUAUUUUUCUAUGAGGAAAAUUGUCCAGAGUGUGGGGAAAUAAUAGAAGCUUUAGAGAAAAUCGACGGAGACGCCGAUUUAUUCGGAAUUGACUUUGUCAAAGUCUCUGAGCCUGAAGCAGCUGAAAAAUAUGCAAUUCUCAACCUUCCGUCUCUGGUUUACUUCCGAAAGAAAGUGCCGCUUAUUUACGACGGCGACCUCAUGCAAGAAGACAAAAUAUUGGCCUGGCUUACCUCCCAGGAUGUUUUUGUCCUUAAAAACGAAAUCGAUGAAGUCAAUAAGAAGAUGUUGGACAAACUGUUGGAUGAAAACGAAUUUCUUGCGGUCUUUUUCUACGAUCGCGAUAAUAAGGAGAGUGAGGAAGUAAACGAGAAAUUGGAAAACAUUGACGAAGAGACGGAUAAUUUAGAUAUUACAUUUGUCAAAAUGGCUGACCCCCGCUAUGCCAGGAAGUGGGGAGUGACAAAACUUCCAGCCAUUGUCUACUUCCGCAAAAGAUUUCCUAGCAUUUAUCGAGGUGACAUUCACAGUGAGCAGGAUGUGCUCGAUUGGUUACGCAAAAAUCGAUUCCGCCAACCCGAGCUGAAUAUUUACAUGUAUAUGCUUAUAGCUGUUUCCAUUCUGUUCGCGUUGUACACCGGGUUCCUGCUUUCCUGUUUCCGAACGGAACCACCUGUACCAGCACCUCAUCCAAAGCAAGCGUGAGCAGAAUGAUGGGAGUGCGCGUAUAGACUCAAAAAACGGGAGCUCCCUAAGAAAAUAAUCUAUCUAGUGCAACGCAGAUCAGUUGAACUACUCGUAAUGCCGGAAUGCGAUUUCACGUCUUCAGUUCGAGUUUUGUGGCUAACAGCCCCGAACAUUACAAGACCAAGCAAUAAUUCCGGGCGUUUAACGGUGACAAGUAAAUGCGGAGCGCUGUCGCAUAUGUAUAUACGUAUAUGUGUAAUUAAGUUAGUUAAGUCAAACGCCUUAAAGAAUUUUGAACUUUCAUGAAAGGACCAUAUCUUACUUUAAUCUGAAUUUAACUGAUUCCCGAAUCAGAUUGAGGUUUUUAAGGAAAAUUGUAUUCGUCAAAAGAAAACAAUUGUAAUUCAAGUUUUACCUAGUAUUAAUAAUGUGAGAUAACAAAUGAAGAGUCCGCGAACUAAACCUGUUAAGUAACACUUCAGAAAUUUUACAUGGCGAAGAAUAAUGGUUCCGUGGGCCUAUGCUGUAGAUACCAAACGCAAUUUCCGAAAAUCCAUUUUAAAAAAAGUAAAAAGAAUUUUGUUGUUUCGUUUGCUUCCGGUUAAAAUUGAACUGUUUAAACACAAGAAAAAAAACACUCAUUCACUAGUGGAUCAUAAAAGUUCGUUACAUCUGAAAAAUUUGAAUGAAAUUUUUUCCUUUCGACGAGUAUGUUUUCCUCAGAAAACUUCACAUUGUGAAGUUUCAAGGGAAGAUCUUUUAAUAUAAAUUUCACUUCAAAUAUUUAGGAGUGAGCCUCAAAAUUUUCAAGAAUGUUUGGAAUUCGAGGUUGACUCUUGACCGACUUUCUUUACGAGAUAAAUUCCUCAGCUAGUACAUACAAAUUUUUAUUGAAAUACGAAUUUUCCCCAUUGGAGAUAAGAGAGCUGGUGGAAGGUAAACGGCACUUGAACCAUAUUAUUCCCUUAGGAACCAAUUUAGCUUCUCCUGGUUACAUAAAUUCUCUUCAUACGUUACAGGAUUGGAAACUCAGCUAGAAUAUUAUUUUUUAAAGUGAAACUAGAUGAUAUAAAUAAAAAAAGUUUUAGAUUUUUGAAAAUAAAUAAAAGCAACAAGAGAUUCUUCAAUUCCACAAUCAUUUAUAAAAAGAUUCGUAUUAUAAUACAAAUGUAUUUGAACGAAAUGAUUUGUUAAAGUGAAUACGUACUAAAAGGAAUAGUAUUGGUAAAAUAGAGCAAUAAUUUUCAAUCAAGUGCUUAUUACACGAAAUAAGUAUAAAUAUUUAUCAAAUUAAUUAAAAAAAAUGUAUGCACCUCUUUUUCAGUAAAGUAUAACCUGAAAAUUUUGAUAAAAUAAUCGAAGAUAUGAGAUUUGGAAGGAAUACGUAUUGUGUAAUUUUAUAUUGAUCAUGUUCGACCAAUAAUGUUCUCACAUUGCGAUUGUUUUUCACGCCGGUGUGAAUACUUCUUUUUGUUUAAAGUAAGUAAUGUGUUUGUGUCCGAUGCUGCAAUAGUGCGAUUAUUGCACUAGCAUAUAGUCAUGAUACUUCUCAGGGCAUUUAUUUAAAACAAAUGUCCCACAGAUUGCUGGUAUUAUACAAAUUUCGUUUGCACUUUGAUCAUAAUACGCAUAUAAAUAAAUAGCACUGACAUGGCGAAGAAUGUUCGCUCAAAUACUCUAUAUAAAUAAAUAAGGAAAGAAAUA